GACAAGUCGAGGAAGCAGCUCUCAGGCUCGCAGCAGCUCUCCAACCUAAUCCAACGUCCGUCUAUCCCUUUACAGCUUUGUUUUCCUUCUCCUUAUCCUUCUUUUCGCUGCCCCCUCGUUACCCUUUCUUCUAUUUUGUUCUUGGGCUAUAUACCUUUGAGCUCCUCUCCCUACUUGUUCCAUUCGUUAUAGGUGUCCUUGCACCCCCUUUACCAUCAUGUCUACGGAGUCAGCGUCUCCCAUUGGCAUUGCCAACCUCCCGAACCAGCGACACAAGAUUGUCGCUAAGAGGGGUGCGGCCUUUACUAUUAUGGUUGCUGGAGAGUCGGGAUUGGGAAAGACCACUUUCAUCAACACGCUGUUCUCUACCACGAUUAAGAACUAUGCGGACCACAAGCGCCGUCACCAGAAACAGAUCGAUCGUACGGUUGAAAUCGAAAUUACUAAGGCUGAGUUGGAGGAGAAGUUCUUCAAAGUCCGCCUGACUGUUAUUGAUACCCCUGGCUUCGGAGACUAUGUCAACAACCGUGAUUCCUGGCAACCCAUAAUCGAGUUCCUCGAUGACCAACACGAGUCGUACAUGCUGCAAGAGCAGCAGCCCCGUCGUCAGGACAAGAUCGACAUGCGUGUCCACUGCUGCUUGUACUUCAUUAGGCCCACUGGGCACACCUUGAAGCCGCUCGAUAUCGAGGUGAUGAAGCGCCUGUGUACCCGUGUCAACCUUAUACCCGUCAUUGCGAAGGCCGAUACCCUUAGCCCCUCUGAUCUAGCACGGUUCAAGCAGAGAAUUCGUGCGGUUAUCGAAGCGCAGGGAAUCAAAAUUUACACGCCACCGAUCGAAGAAGAUGAUGAACAUGCUGCUGCACACGCCCGUAGUUUGAUGGCUGCCAUGCCCUUUUCGGUUAUUGGAUCCGAGAAGGAUGUCAAGACCGCAGAUUCUCGUGUUGUCAAGGGUCGCCAAUACUCCUGGGGUGUAGCUGAAGUUGAGAAUGAGGACCACUGUGACUUCAAGAAACUUCGUUCGAUCUUGAUCCGUACCCACAUGCUUGAUCUCAUUCAUACAACCGAGGAGCAGCACUACGAGGCCUACCGUGCACAGCAGAUGGAGACAAGAAAAUUCGGCGAAGCGCGGCCCAGGAAGCUCGACAACCCCAAGUUCAAGGAGGAAGAGGAAGCUUUGCGCAAGAGGUUCACGGAGCAGGUCAAGGUCGAGGAGCAACGAUUCCGGCAGUGGGAGCAGAAGCUCAUCUCCGAGCGAGACCGCCUCAACAAAGACCUGGAAUCCACCCAUGCUGCAAUCAAACAACUCGAGCAAGAAAUCGAGCAUUUGCAGACUUCCUCCGCCCGGAGCCACGGUCGCCGUUAAGAGGUGUUUCGAAUCCGACCACUGCCGGGAUGGUGGACUCGGGUGCAGCGGUGAAAAGGAGAAUAAAUUUGCUUGUCUGUCUCGACUCUAUUUUGUUUCUGACUACCCUAUUUGUCGGCCUUUUGUGUUCUCGGGGAAGACACUAUUGCGUGCGCACUGGGAGGGCAUGUCCGACGGUGCUUUCUAUUUUAUCCCCUUAAUUACUAGCGAUCGUCCCUUUACAUCCUUGUAAUAACCCGUUCAGUGUAGCGAGUUAACGCAGACUUAAUUCCC
Monascus purpureus is the source of this 1639-nucleotide messenger RNA. Lineage: Eukaryota; Fungi; Ascomycota; Eurotiomycetes; Eurotiales; Aspergillaceae. The record is from the annotation of a GenBank genome assembly.